GAAAAGUUGCUUUUUUACGGUGCCACUAAGGCUUUACUCCCAAGUCCCAAACAAAGGUCUCCCUCACUGACUGAUUAACGAACGCUUUCUAGACCGAAUCAUUACAACGAACUGACUCAAAUGAACGAUUCGUUCGCGAAUCGGAUAGCACUACGUUGGAGAACCAUGGCGGUGAAACAAAUGACAUGGUUGGGGAUCUAAAUUACACACAGUAGAAGAACCGGCGCCCGUAGACACUGAGAUAUUCGUGAAGAUGAGCGCGGGAUUUGAUACCAUGUAUCAGAGUGACUCUGAAGGGCUCAUGCCAUUGUCCGAUUGAGGAUACAGAACCACGGACCUAAAAAACACAGUUUUAAAGUAGGAAGUUUUGAAAGUCAUUGAAAAUGAUCAAAGCUGAGAGCAAGGGUGAACGCACCCUGCGCAGCGCGUCCCCGCAUAGAAAUGCAUACAAGUCGGACUUCCACGCCAUUAAGUGCUCUUUUGAUGGGACCAAAUCCGACAGCGAGGCCAAAUCUUAUGCUAAUGGAGCCAGCGACCCCCGAGAGGACACCAGAGGGAGGCCGUUUGGCAACCGGAUAAACAAAAUCAAGAACAUUUUCUUGCAAAUGGAUGGCCAGCAAUCACAGGAGAGUCCGGAGAUUAAACCUGCUCACAAAACGGAUGUAUCAUCAUCUCCUGUGUCCCCAGUGUCCAAGUUCCCAGUCAGCACCAACAAAACCUCCCUAAGUAGUGCCAGCAGCCUAGAACCGCAAAACACGGACAGAACUCCAAAGGGAGAGGAAGUCGAGAUAGAUAAAGUUGCCCUGGCGGAGAAGUUUUCAGUGACCAGAAAGCUCUUUGAAAGAGGGAUAAAAGAGCAGCCCGUCGCAGAGAAGCCGGUACCCGGCAGAGUUUCUACUCGGCUGUCCCAGGGGAAGGUGCCUGAGGAGGGACGCGGGGCCCGGAGGUCCUUCGGAUCUUCUGAAAAUAGCAACAGCGAUAGUGUCAGCAAAAGCCCGACGUCACCUGUGAGCAGUGCCCCAGAGGAAAGGAGGGAUGCUGAGGACUCAAAACAGGUCAAUAGACUGUCACUGAAUGCGGGGCCUAUUUCCAAACGGUUGGAGAACUUUAUUGUGGAUGGUGACAAUGAAGAGUCAGUGCAAGUUUCUGCUAAAAGCCCUGAGAAACUGACCAGCCCCACUGAGCACUCAUCUCUACGAGGGCGUUCCCAGAAACCCUCCUCCCCAGGUACUGAUCAAGCGCACAAACCCACAUCCCCAAACUCUGACACAUCACCCAAAUCAUUCUCACCUAAAACAGAACCUGGUAGCCCUCCGUUCAAGUCCGUCAGCCCGGUUUCAUACAAACCAACCUCCCCGACCAGCAGGAGCACCGGCGAGCCUCUUUCGCCCACUGCUCAUAGUCCAUUUAAACGUCCUCCGUCUUCAGGAAAUGACUUGGUGAAAGAUUCCUCGACAAAUAAACCAACCCAACUUAGUAGUCCUCCUGCGAAUGAUCUCAAAUCUUCUAGCAGUCUCUAUAAACGGCCUUGGAGUCCAGAGGAACCAAAAAGUGAGAACCACGUAAUUCACAGUCCAUCUCAGGACACCUCUCGUGAGCAGGCCACACAGAAUCUAGACCGUGCUGGUGCGGGAGUGGUGCGGGCUGAGCUGGUCGUGGUCCAGAACGAGUCUUCAGAAAGCGAGGAGAAUGACGAAGAGUUUUUGGAGGAUGUUAUGUCAGAGGUGAAGCUGCAAAGGGAACUUAAAUCUGAGUCACCAAAAGAAGAUCUGAACCCUCUGAAGGUGUCAUCGCCUCAAAACCAUACAGAGGACGAACAGCUGAAGAAGGAUGUGUGUUUAUCAUUAGAGCUGAAGAAAGAGGAAGCAAAUCAAGAAGAAGAAGAAGAGGAGGAGGAGGAGGAGGAGGAGAGCAUACAAAAGAGGAGUAACUGUCAUGAAGAUGAUGAGGAGAGUGAGCAGGAAGAUACAGAUGAAUGUGGGAAAAGUUCUCCAGUGUUUUAUAGUUUUGAGAAUGCUGCGUUUGUGGAUGAUAAGGAAGCGUUUCUGGACCAGCAGGAUGAGGAUGAAGAUGAGGUCUAUGAGGAGUACGAUGAAGCUCCUGGUUUGUCAGAGGAUGAGGAACGCUCUCCAAGACGGAAAAUUAGAUUCUCCACCGAGCCGAUACGGGUGUACAGCACGUUCUCUAAUGAAGACUACGACCGGAGGAAUGACGACGUGGAUCCUGUGGCCGCGUCUGCGGAGUAUGAGCUGGAGAAACGGGUGGAGAAGAUGGAUGUGUUUCCUGUGGAGAUAGAGAAAGGUGAUAAAGGGCUGGGGAUCAGUAUCAUAGGGAUGGGUGUUGGGGCAGACCAGGGUCUGGAGAAACUGGGCAUCUUCGUCAAGACCAUCACACAGGAUGGAGCCGCAGAGAGAGAUGGGAGGAUCCAGGUGAAUGAUCAGAUUGUGGAGGUGGAUGGCAUCAGUCUGGUUGGUGUGACACAACUCUUUGCUGCGACCGUCCUCAAGAACACGAAGGGAACUGUCAGGUUUCUGAUUGGCCGAGAGAAGCCAGGCACUCAGAGUGAGGUGGCACGGCUGAUCAGCGAGACCCUCGAGCAGGAACGGCAGCAGCAGCAGCAGGUGGACGACACAUACGAGCAAUCUACUGAAGAGGACGAGCACUACGAGGAUGAGGAGGAAGGAGGGGAGGAUGGCAUCCUGGGUUCCAGUUUCGGCAGGAGGAAUGUGGAAGUGUUCGACCUGCCUGAGAGUGAAGAAAUGUUCCUGCCAUCAAACAUGGACACUGCUCAGCUAAUGUUCAGAUUUAAAGAGCUCCAAAUAAAACACACCAUUGCAGAGGCGGAAGUAGAUGAACUGAAAGAGAGAUUGAGGGAGUCGUCAGAGGAGCGUGCGGCGUGGGAGGCGAGGGAAGCUCAGUUAGAGAGGAGCGUUCAGGAGAACUCUGAGAGAAUCGCUCAGAUGGAGAAGAACUGGCUGGAGGCUCAAGCUCUCUGUAAAAGCAUCAACGAACAGCUCAAUGACACGCAGAGCCAAUAUGAAGCUCUGGAUAAAAAAUACAGCAAAGCCAAGAAACUGCUCAAAGACUAUCAGCAGAAAGAGGUGGAGUUUGAUCAGAGGGAGGAGGAGUUAAGGAGAACUCUGGAGGAGAAAGAGGCUGCAUAUAAAACUCAGAUAGAGGAUCUGCAGCGGAGGCUGGCAAAGCUUGAAUCUGGCAGUGGUCAUCAUGAGUCUCCACUGUCAGGCAGUAAGUCUGCAGAUUCACUUCUUUUGGGAGCAGACUGGAGUGAGGUGGUUCCUGAGACGGAGCGUUUGGACACCAGCGCCCAUCGUGCAAGGGCCCAUCUGGCUCAAAGAUCCAAACGGCAGCCACCGUCCCGCAGUAAACUGAAAGAGACGCUCAGCUCCCCGACUGGAUGUGCACAGGGUGAUGAUGAGAGUGAAUCUGUGAGUCCCGAGUCUCCACCGCCUCGUAAGAGAUCAAUCCAGGAGAGUUUGUCCCUGCCGGUGGCCAUAUCUUCCCCUGUAAACCAUCCAAAGGAUGAAGGAUCUGUUACAAGCAGCAGCCAAUCAGUGCAGAGGGAUCCACAGGGCCCCGCCCUCUCAUCCCCCAAAGACUCGUCCCCCUCCAGCUUCCUACGGAAUGUAAAGAAGAGAGAGUCCAAAGGCAAGGGCAAAGAGGUCAAAGACGAGUCUAAUGAUGCAGCUGGAAAAACCAAAAGAAGAUUUCCAGAUUUUGGUGGUUUAAGGAAAUCUGGAGGAAAGGGGAAAAAGCUAAACAAAGAAGCUACAAGGGCAUCACUGGACAGCAGGGGUUCAGCAGAGAUACUGGAGGAGUCCGGGGUCCGAGUCUCCCCCUCAGAGUCCAUGACCUCCAUCCCCACCUGCAUGCCCUUCUCCUGGUUUGGAGAGAAGGACAAAGAGCGAGACAGAGACCCGUCGUCCUCCUCCAGCAGUCUCCCAUACACAACUGCAGAUGCCAGCGAACACACACACAACUCAAAAAACAAGACAAACCUCUCCUGGUCUUCUCUGUUCAGUCGCUCCUUAGAUUUGAGUUUGUCAGUGCUAGAUGAUUCGAACCCCAGCAGUCCUGCGUCAGAAUUUUCUGGGCUGGUGGUGGAGCCCAACCUGUCGGGCCGCUCUCAUACGUUAACCUUCUCGUCCAGCGAGAUGCUGGAUGAGGAGCCUUGCUCUGGAGGGAAGGAAUAUCAUUGGCAGAACCGUCCGGUCUCUGAUUGGACGUCUCAGCAGGUGUGUCAUUGGCUGAUGGGUAUGAACAUGGAUCAGUACACACCUGAGUUCAGCACACAGGCCAUCGAUGGACAGCAGCUCCUGAACCUGGACAGUGACAGACUCAAGGCUCUUGGUGUGUCCAGUCAGACUGAUCGUGCCACCAUCAAGAAGAAACUGAAGGAGAUGAAGAAAGCACAGGAAAAGAUGGAGAAACAGCGGGAGAAGCGUGAGAAAGAGGCCAGACGCAGCGGACGACUGCCUGCCAGCACUGACUCCAUCUGCUGAUGAUGUUCAGUGUCAUGUUUUCUUCUUUUCUUCAUCUUGUUUCCUUAAUGUUUGGCACACUCCAGCGGCAGACUGUUACCACUUCCUCCAACACACACGAGCCGUUCUAGAGGAGUUACUGUCAGUGAAUAUCAUCAAAUACAGAGUACGGUCAGUAAUAACCUGUCAAACUGAAACACUAAUGAAGCUGCUUAUGAGAGCAUCUUUCCACUCAAACAUGAGCAGAAUAUACAUGUUCAUCUAGAGGUAGUGAACUUAAUAAGAAAAGCAUUUACAGACUCUACCCAUUUUGGGCCUGUUGCUUUCACUGUUAAAAAAUGUUUUUAAUCAGUAUUUUUGACUUUUUUCCCAUUAAAAAUCUAAACAUCCUGAAACAAGAUAAAUAUACUUGCAUAAGAAGCCAAAUUGCAUUAGAGACAUCACUAAAAUUUGAUACAUUUGUUAAAAUAAAAGCUUAAUUUGCCAGUGAAGAAAGAUACAUUUAAUUUAUAUUCUCUGAAAAAAAAAAAAUAUUUUGAGAGAAUAUGAAUUUAAGACAAAAUACUGAUUAAGAAAAUAAUUUUUGCAGUGUUCCGAGUGAGAUAUUUUUCGUUUAGACUAGCUUGUGAGAAAAUUAAUAUGGCUGUCCAUUGUAUAGCAGACCAAAACUCUUAUUAGUUUUAAUUGUAUUUUAUGAAACCACUCUAGGGGCUAAAAACACUCACUAAGGGAUAUAUAAAUAUUUAGAUGCCUAUUUUCGCAACUUUGCCACUAACAUUGUGGCACGAAUAGUGCUUUUAAAAAGAUUUCAUGUUGUAUUUUAGUACUUCUGGCCUGUGGUGCUAAACGGGUCGUUCUGCUGGAAACCUGUACAGUCGAGUGAUAUUGAGCACUAUAUUUUUACUAUAACAAAGGGGAACAUGGUUUAUAAAUGUACAAAUGAAAUAUUUUAUACACAAUUAUUAGCAUAGCUUUAAGGAAAAGACAUUAACUUUUGUACACAUUUUCUACUAAGUAGAAUAGCUUGUUGGUUAAAACCAUUGUGCUAAUUCUGAGACAAAGCAGAGAGUGAAACUCAGUGAAAGGUGUUUGUACAUCUGAUCUUGAUGAAUACAUACUGUUGGUUGUCUUUAUUUGGACGGUUACUGCUUUUAUGUUAUGGAUAUGGUGCAGAAAUACAUAAUGUUACAAAAAGUAGCAUAGUUUUAUUAGCGGCCAUCACCCAGAUUGUGUUUCACUAAUAACAGAGGAUGUAAUGAAUACUGGAUUAUCAUCUGAACAUAAACUUUGUUCGAAGAGAUGCCACCUGUGCUUAUGUCAUCAUGAUUCUGUGUCCUGUGGUUAUAUUUUUCUACCUUGUAAAAUAGAUGAUUUUGGACACACUGAAAUACAAAAUCAAGCUUUCUGUCUGGUACAAAGUGCAUAAGCUGGAAAAUAAAUGCUUUCACCUCUCAAAGAAAA
This is a messenger RNA of Ctenopharyngodon idella (grass carp), 5960 nucleotides long. RefSeq names its product protein phosphatase 1 regulatory subunit 9A-like A (gene ppp1r9ala). Gene Ontology annotation, molecular function: actin filament binding. NCBI's taxonomy places the organism in Eukaryota, Metazoa, Chordata, Actinopteri, Cypriniformes, Xenocyprididae. Gene Ontology annotation, biological process: calcium-mediated signaling; actin filament organization; neuron projection development. Gene Ontology annotation, cellular component: dendrite; cytoplasm; actin cytoskeleton. Bases 384 to 4520 code for a protein of 1378 amino acids. The transcript is spliced from 20 exons. The record is from RefSeq and is a predicted model, not a curated record.